Molecule: messenger RNA, 5768 nt
Organism: Hemicordylus capensis (graceful crag lizard)
Lineage: Eukaryota; Metazoa; Chordata; Lepidosauria; Squamata; Cordylidae
Gene: RPS6KA4
Product: ribosomal protein S6 kinase A4
Exons: 17
Coding region: 190-2526 (778 amino acids)
Biological process (GO): protein phosphorylation; intracellular signal transduction; regulation of DNA-templated transcription
Molecular function (GO): magnesium ion binding; protein serine/threonine kinase activity; ATP binding
Source: RefSeq, a predicted model, not a curated record
AGGCGGCGGCGGCGGCACCAGGAAGCGAGCGCGAGGCGGCGGCAGUAGCAGCGCAGGGCCCGCGGCUGCUGCUGCUGCUACUCGCGCGGCGGCGCACCAUGUAAGCCCGGCCCGGGAGCGGCGGCGGCGGCGGCGGCGGCGACAGCAGCAGCGCGAGCAGCAGCAGGCGGCGGCGGCGGCGGCCGGGCCAUGGGCGACGGCGGCGCGGAGGAGGAGGAGGCCACCAGCGCCACCACCACCGUGGAGCUGCCCCUCACCGACGCAAACUUGACAGGCCAUGAGGAGAAGGUGGGGAUGGAGAACUUCGAACUGCUCAAGGUGCUGGGCACUGGAGCCUACGGAAAGGUGUUCCUGGUGCGCAAGCUGAGCGGCCACGACGCCGGGAAGCUGUACGCCAUGAAGGUGCUGCGCAAAGCGGCCAUCGUGGCCAAGGCCAAGACCACGGAGCACACGCGGACCGAGCGGGCGGUGCUGGAGCACAUCCGCCAGUCGCCUUUUCUGGUGACCCUGCACUACGCCUUCCAGACGGACUCCAAGCUCCACCUGAUCCUCGACUACGUGAGUGGCGGGGAACUCUUCACCCACCUCUACCAGCGGGACCACUUCUCGGAGGAGGAAGUGCGGUUUUACAGUGGGGAGAUCAUGCUGGCUCUGGAACAUUUGCACAAGCUGGGCAUCAUCUACCGGGACGUGAAGCUGGAGAACAUCUUGCUGGACAACGAGGGGCACGUGGUGCUGACGGACUUCGGGCUGAGCAAGGAGUUUGUGACCGAGGAUAAAGAGCGGACUUUUUCCUUUUGUGGCACCAUUGAAUACAUGGCUCCGGAGAUCGUUCGCAGCAAAAGUGGGCAUGGCAAGUCCGUGGACUGGUGGAGCCUGGGAAUCCUCAUGUUUGAGCUCCUAACGGGGGCGUCGCCCUUCACGCUGGAGGGGGAGAAGAACACGCAGGCCGAGGUGUCCAGGCGGAUCCUGAAGUGCAACCCCCCGUUCCCGACGCUCAUCGGCUUGGUGGCCCGUGACCUGCUGCAGAAGCUCUUGUGCAAGGACCCCAAGAAGCGCCUGGGCUCGGGCCCCACUGGAGCACAGGAGAUCAAAGAGCACCCCUUUUUCAGGGGCCUGGACUGGACAGAGCUGGCUGCUCGCCAGGUGAAGCCCCCCUUCAAGCCCCUCAUCCGGAGCGAGCUGGACGUGCGGAACUUUGCCGAGGAAUUCACCAGCUUGGAGCCCAUCUACUCCCCGGCGGGGACGCCUCCCAGCCUCGACCGCGUCUUCCAGGGCUAUUCCUUCAUUGCACCUUCCAUCCUCUUCAACUGCAAUGCUGUGACGGCGGACGUGCUCGGGGCGGCGCUGGACGGCGAGCGGCCGGGAAGCGCCGCUGUGGCCCGCAGCGCCAUGCUGAAGGAUUCCUCGUUCUUCCAGCAGUACGAGAUGGACCUGAAGGAGGCACCGCUGGGUGAGGGCAGCUUCUCCUUGUGCCGACGCUGCCGGCAGCGCCAGAGCGGGGCCGAAUUCGCUGUCAAGAUCAUCAGCAAAAGGAUGGAGGUGAACACCCAGCGUGAAGUGGCCGCCUUGCAGAUCUGUGAAACUCACCCAAACAUCGUCAAGUUACACGACGUCCAUCACGACCAGUACCACACGUAUCUGGUGAUGGAGCUGCUCCGAGGCGGGGAGCUCCUGGACCGCAUCAAGAAGAAGCAGCACUUCAGCGAGUCGGAGGCCAGCCAGAUCAUGCGCAGCCUGGUGUCCGCCGUCAGCUUCAUGCACGACGCAGGAGUGGUGCACCGGGACCUCAAGCCCGAGAACAUCCUCUACGCGGACGAGCCCGAGGGAGCCCCCGUGAAAGUGAUUGACUUUGGCUUCGCCCGCCUGCGCCCCCAGAACUCCCAGCCCAUGCAGACGCCCUGCUUCACCCUGCAGUACGCCGCCCCGGAGCUGCUGCUGGACGGGGGCUACGACGAGUCUUGCGACCUCUGGAGCCUGGGGGUGAUCCUGUACACCAUGCUCUCGGGCCAGGUCCCCUUCCACAGCACCCAGGAAGGGAGUGCGGCAAGCCACGCGGCCGAAAUCAUGCACAAGAUCAAGGAGGGGCGCUUCUCCCUGGAGGGCGAGGCCUGGAGAAACGUCUCUGAGGAGGCCAAGGAGCUAGUCAGAGGGCUCCUGACGGUGAACCCGGCCAAGCGGCUGAAGAUGUCCAACCUGCGGGACAGCGAGUGGCUGCAGGACGGGAGCGCCCUCUCGUCCACCCCACUCAUGACUCCAGACAUCCUGGAGAGCUCAGGGCCCGCCGUGCGCACCGGCGUCAACGCUGCCUUCAUGGCCUUCAACAAGGGCAAGCGGGAAGGCUUCUUCCUGAAGAGCGUGGAGAACGCCCCCCUGGCCAAGCGGCGCAAGCUGAAGAUGUCGAGCACAGGCGGGGAAGCCCGGCGCAGCUCCUCCUCCUCCUCCUCCUCUUCCUCCUCCGGCUCCUCUUCCUGCCACCCCCACAAAGCCAAGGCCCCUGCCAGCCGCCACGAGCCCCCCUUGUAGCACAGGCCCCCGGAGGGGCUGUGCACAAGGAAGGAAGGAAGGAAGGAAGUGGGUAUUUAUUGUCUAUGUUGCUGUUGCGGGCGGGGGGAGCAUCUUCCCUGCCCCACGUCCACCCCCAUCUGAUGUGACAUCUUCAUCCCGGGUUGUGGCUGAAGCGGCAAAGGUCUGUUGGGAGGGGACGCUGCGGCCCUGCAGGACCCGAGGGGGCAGCCCUGCUUGCCAUGGGGAGGGCGGGGAGGCAGCUCUCCUGCUUCUUCAGAGCCAGAUCAAGAUCCACUUUGGGGCUGCUGCCCCCACCGCCCCAGGGCAAGGAUCUGCCUGUCUGGGUUGGGGCGACCCAUCUGCCUCCCUGUCCCCCCAAGAGCAAGCGGGCUGGUCCUUUCUCCGAGCCCUGGGACUGGAGUUGGAGCGGGGGCUACAGGGGAGCUCCUAAGGUUGCCCAGCCAAAGACAGGCUAGGUUAGGGGGUUUGUUCCCCCGCUUCAUUUUAAUGUCACUUUGAUCAGGAGGGGGCAGGGGGAGGAUAAGAGUCUGCCCCCUCCACUCUGAGCCCAAAGCCACAUCUGUGGGAGGGGGCUGGACAUUCCCUCCUGUGGCGUCCCACUGGGGUGCCCCCCCUCCCCCCUCCCUUCUCUUACUGGCUCUGGCCCUUGCAUCUUCAAUGCAAACACAGGAACGCAACAGGCAGCCCUUUCCCCAGCAUGGAGAGUGUUGGGAAAGCUUUGUUCUACACUGCACAGGCUGUGCCAUAAAGCACAGGAGCAGAGCCGGGUUGAAAGCAAAAAGGUGGCCACCCGAGAUCCCCUCCAGAGAGGGGUGGGAGGGAGUAAGGGCUGCAAAUCACAGGGAGCCGGCUGUGUGUGUGUGUGUGCGCUACUCCCCACCCACCCCUGCUUCUUGGAUAGAGGGCGUGCUGCUCUGCGGUCUGGGUCAGGGGACAGGAGGGUUAGCAAACCAAAUAGGAACCUCUGCAGGAAAGAGAGGGGUGCCCCCCAAUCCUUGGUGGACGAGGGGCAAAGGGGCUUCCCUGUCUGCCCCAUGACCUCAGCAGGAUCUGUCUUAAGUUCUGGCACUUCAGGAAAAAAUAAUGGGUUGAGGGGAUGGGGAGGUGGAGGGAAAGAGUCUAUUUUUUGAGAGAGAGAAAUGUCUCUAUGUUUUUUAAAAAAAGAAAAAGAAAUACUGAAGGCAAACAUGGGUUUCUGCAGUGGCACACUUGAAUUCAGCCUCCGGGGGAGCAGGGGGGGCAGUUCCCUCCAUACCCCACAUUUAGAGUCUCACAACCAGCCCCUCUUGGCUAGAAGUUGGCAUGAGGACAGUGGGAAGGGCCUCGCCACUCUCUGUAAUUAGGUAGCAAUCUCUUUUUUAAGGACUUUUCACUGGAAACUAGAUUUUUACCUAAAACCAGUACCGCUCACAUUUAAAACAACAACAAUUUGAGGAUUUGGAGUUUCUCAAAAGUUUCUGACUUCUGCUCAACUCUAAUUUAAGCGACAGGAUUCCAGGUCCGUUAACUUGGAUUUGAUCACUGCAGCCCCCUACCAUUUAUUUUGGCCUUCGUAAUGUGAACUCUGCAUGGAAAUUCCAUUUCCAGGACAGUCCUUUUUCUCAAGUGAGGGAGAUCCAGACCUUUGGCUACGAGCCAAAUGGAUGCUCCUCAUCCUGUGGCUCCUAUCCCAGGGUGAGCAUUUGUUCGCAGCAUCAUUGUAGGAAGGAGGAAGCAGGUUGUGUUUACAUGCUGGGACUGUUCAAACGGGAUACAUUUCCGCUCUGCAAAACACAGCCUGACGAUGCUAAUUACUUGCUGGUCCACUUGAAGCUAAUUAAAUGGAACCAAAGACAUUUGUUAAUGCGAAAUUGUGGGGGAGAGAAGAGGUCUAGUAUUUAACCUUCCCAGCUGCCUGCACUACAGGGUGUUGUUAGUCUAUGUUGGGCUACGGAGGACUAACCCCGACUUAAAUGAAGGAGGUAGUAUGCUAGUCUAGUGUGUCUCUGUGUGCGUGCAUUUAUAUUCUGGAUUAAAUCGUCUGGAAUAAAGAUAAGGAACAUGCUAAGACUCUAGAAAAGGGCCUUAGAGAAGAGAGGGAGAAGGAAGCCAGUCACUUUAAAGGGAAGUGCAAUUCCAGACUUGGAAAAUUGGAACGGGCCUGGGGGGAAAGAGGGACUUGGAGAGUACCCACUCACACCAGAUCAGAUUUCUGGUGCAAACUUCCUCCUAGUGGCUUGUUCUCAAUCACCAGCCUCUCCCACCCUGAGCAAAGCCAUUCUCUCACACCCUGUCCAGCUGAUCUAACUUGGCCACUGCAAUACAGAGGUCUGCAUUUUAAGGAAAGGUCUUUAAGUCAGUCUCUGUUUCUUUUCCAUUUCCCCUCCCGCCUUUAACUGGAGGAGAAUUGCCUCCCCGUUGCCCUCGGAAGGAUGUGACAAGGUGCAAUCUCUUUCUCCAAGGAUCUCUUCCCAGGGCUGCUGAGAGAGAGAGAGAGAGAGAGAGAGAGAGAGAGAGAGAGAGAGAGAGAGAGAGAGCACGAGCGCAGGGUGGGGUGGGGGGCAGAGAUCCUGAGUGUGCGCUUGAGAAGCCAGUUUUAGCAAGGUGUGUGGAAGGCCAGGAGAAGUGCCAAAGCAGCUUCUUGGCCCCAAGGGCUGCCUCCUGCCCUGGAAGCCCUGGCCGGGCGUGGGCUCAUGCGAAGCCAGCCUUUGCUCCCCCCUGCAGCCCGCAGGGAAGUGGGCUGGUGCUCCCUCCCAGAGGAACGAGGGCUGCCCAUGUCAGCCAGCACCCUGCCAGUUCCAAGGGGGCCCCUUUUGAGCCCAGGCAUUCUGGCAGCUGUCAGGAGCUCUCCAGAACUCUCAGCCCCCUCCCCAAAAGCUUGGCUUCCCCCUUCUAGGGAGGCCACCGCAGUCCCUCCCGUUUCAAACUGGCCUGAAUUGCUAGCAGAGCCAGCGGCUCCCCGCUCACUUGGGUUUUUGCACUUGGCAGCUGUUUUUCUGGGGGAGCGGGGGGGGCUCCCCUUCCUGAGGGCAACGGGGUAUAUCUGUGUGCGUGCGCGGGUAUCUAUGUGUGUGUAUGUCUUAACUGCCAUGUCCCCCCUCCCCGCUCCAGGCUGUGGGGACAGUGGGGCGGUGGGGGGAGUGUAUUCAAGUCCUCCUCUAAGCAGCACAAAAGGCCAAGAACUCGCCUUUGUUGGGCACCUCGUCCAUGCAACCAAACCAUCUGUAUUUUUUAUUUGAGAAUAAAAAACUGCCUCUCAA